This is a messenger RNA of Neogale vison (American mink), 1956 nucleotides long. It is a transcript of the gene SLC7A10, whose product is annotated as solute carrier family 7 member 10. NCBI's taxonomy places the organism in Eukaryota, Metazoa, Chordata, Mammalia, Carnivora, Mustelidae. Gene Ontology annotation, cellular component: membrane. The record is from RefSeq and is a predicted model, not a curated record. The transcript is spliced from 8 exons. Bases 105 to 1937 code for a protein of 610 amino acids. Gene Ontology annotation, biological process: amino acid transmembrane transport; D-alanine transmembrane transport; D-serine transmembrane transport. Gene Ontology annotation, molecular function: neutral L-amino acid transmembrane transporter activity; L-amino acid transmembrane transporter activity.
AGCUGGGAGUCGCCAUCCCCAAGUCUGGUGGGGACUAUGCCUAUGUCACUGAGAUCUUCGGGGGCCUGGCUGGCUUCCUGCUGCUCUGGAGCGCAGUCCUCAUCAUGUACCCAACCAGCCUGGCUGUCAUCUCCAUGACCUUCUCCAACUACGUGCUACAGCCUGUGUUCCCCAACUGCAUCCCCCCAGCCGCCGCCUCCCGCGCACUCUCCAUGGCCUGCCUGAUGCUCCUGACCUGGGUGAACAGCUCCAGCGUGCGCUGGGCCACACGCAUCCAGGACAUCUUCACCGGCGGGAAGCUGCUGGCCCUAUCCCUCAUCAUUGGCGUGGGCUUUGUCCAGAUCUUCCAAGGACACUUCGAGGAGCUGAGGCCCAGCAAUGCCUUUGACUUCUGGAUGACGCCCUCUGUGGGUCACCUGGCCCUGGCCUUCCUCCAGGGCUCCUUUGCGUUCAGCGGCUGGAACUUCCUCAACUACGUCACUGAGGAGCUGGUUGACCCUCGAAAGAACCUACCCCGUGCCAUUGUCAUCUCCAUCCCGCUGGUGACCUUUGUGUACACCUUCACCAACAUUGCCUACUUCACUGCCAUGUCCCCCCAGGAGCUGCUGGUCUCUAACGCGGUGGCCGUGACCUUCGGGGAGAAGCUGCUGGGCUACUUUUCUUGGGUCAUGCCCGUCUCCGUGGCACUUUCCACUUUUGGAGGGAUCAAUGGCUACCUGUUCACCUCCUCCAGACUGUGCUUCUCGGGGGCCCGAGAGGGGCACCUGCCCAGCCUGCUGGCCAUGAUCCAUGUCCGACACUGCACCCCCAUCCCUGCCCUCCUCGUCUGUGUAAGUUGUGGGGUCACGGCUGGCCGGGAGGGGAGCCGGGGCCACCCAGCAAUGUGGGGAAUGGUGGGGAUUUGUCUCGGCCCUAGGGGGCAGCCCACAGAGGCAGCGGGGAGGGCCGGGGCUGAUGGAGGCAGGUGGGAGGCCACACUCAGCCCGGUCCUCUCCCAGUGCGGGGCCACAGCGGUCAUCAUGCUUGUGGGAGACACGUACACGCUCAUCAACUACGUGUCCUUCAUCAACUACCUCUGCUACGGCGUCACCAUCCUGGGCCUUCUCGUGCUGCGCUGGAGGCGGCCGGCGUUGCACAGGCCCAUCAAGGUGAACCUCCUGGUCCCCGUGGCGUACUUGGUUUUCUGGGCAUUCCUGCUGGUCUUCAGCUUCAUCUCAGAGCCCAUGGUGUGUGGGGUCGGCGUGAUCAUCAUCCUCACAGGGGUGCCUGUUUUCUUCCUGGGGGUGUUCUGGAAAAGCAAACCAAAGUGUGUGCACAGACUCACAGGUGAGCCGGGCAGCCUCCCCAUGGCGGUGGGAGCCAGGGAUGCGACCCUCUUAGGGGCUGGCCCUGGAGCAGGCCCCCCCUCCAGCAGCUGCGGUGGUAACAGGAUCCAGCUGCCACCGGAAGUCUCCCCAAGAGGUGACCCCAGAGUCCAGGAUCCGCCUGAUGGGAGCAGCUCCCUGAAGACCCCUGCCCCACAGAGUCAGACCCAAGGUCUAUCUGUUUGUCCAUCUGUCCUCAGAGUCCAUGACACGCUGGGGCCAGGAGCUGUGUUUCGUGGUCUACCCCCAGGGUGCCCCCGAGGAGGAGGAAAAUGGCCCCUGCCAGCCGCCCCCACUGCCCGCCACGGACAAGCCUUUGAAGACACAGUGAGACAUUCGUGGAGCCCGAAGCAGCUGUUUCUGUUUACAUGUUGUUUAUUGAGGAAGUGUUUUUGCAAAAUAAUUUUUUUUUUUUUUGGAUUUUUGUUUUGUUCUGUUUUGUUUUGUCCUGGAAAAAAAAAAGAGAGAGAGAUCCAACACUUGGAGGCCGAGGCUGAGGGAGCCCUGCAGAUGUGCGCUGGGCUCCCUGUCGGCCCUGCCCCACUGGCUUCUCCUGCAAAGGUCUAUGAAUAAAACAGGGCUGGUGGGUGGU